CGCAGCACAGAUCUGGAUUUGCAGUGGGAGAAGCAGGAGUAGCAGUGUGACGGGUCACUGGGUUGCACAAGUACCUGUAAUAUACGGUGCACACUUCAGCCUGCUCUUUCCUGGCUUCACCACCGUGAAAUCCCUGCACAAAAAUCAAAGAUGGAGAAGAUGUCGAGGGUCUUACCACUCAACCCAACUUUUAUACCUCCAACGUACGGGGUGCUGAAAUCUCUGCUGGAGAACCCUCUGAAACUACCGCUACAUCACGAAGAUGCCUUCUAUAAAGAAAAAGACAAAGAGAAGAAACUUGAAGAUGAAACCACAGGUUCAACUGUCCCACAGUCGGCUUUCUUGGGGCCAACGCUCUGGGACAAGACCUUGCCAUAUGAUGGAGAUACCUUCCAGCUGGAAUACAUGGACCUGGAAGAGUUUCUCUCAGAAAAUGGUAUUCCACCAAGUCAGUCCUCGCAUGACCUGAGUUCCCAUCAGCCUAACCUUCAACAAACUCCGGUGACAUCACCCUCUGUCAUUGAUCUGAGCAGUCGAGCAUCCACAUCUGUCUUGCCAGGAUUGGUUCCCCAAAACUGUAUGCACAGUCCAGUAAGACCUUGUCAGAUUUUGCCUGCAAACCGCAACACGCCAAGUCCAAUAGAUCCAGAAACUAUCCAAGUGGCAGUAGGAUAUGAGCCAGACCCAGCUGAUCUUGCCCUGUCCACCAUCCCAGGUCAAGAGAUGUUUGACCCCAGGAAACGCAAGUUUUCCGAAGAAGAGCUAAAGCCUCAGCCAAUGAUUAAGAAGGCCCGUAAGGUCUUCACACCAGACGAUCUGAAGCAGGAUGAAAAAUACUGGGCAAGGCGUAAAAAGAACAAUAUGGCUGCCAAGAGGUCAAGAGAUGCACGCAGGCUAAAAGAAAACCAGAUUGCCAUCCGAGCCUCGUUCCUCGAGAAGGAGAAUUCCGCCUUACGGCUGGAGGUUGCCGACCUCAGAAAAGAGCUGGGCAAAUGCAAAAACAUUUUGGCAAAGUAUGAAGCCCAUCAUGGGCCCGUGUAAGGGACUGACCGGCUAUGAAUGACACAUGGACACCUUCAUUCCUGCCGAGUAGCACUAAACACAUACCAACCUACUUCUGUCAUCAGCACUUUACUGGAAGAUGAAAAAGACUUGCAAUGUCUCUUUUUUACCAUUAUUUGUUUAGUUUUUCUUUUAUUUCUAUUUGUUUUUUGAUCUUCGCACUUUCCAUACUCUCAAAUGCUUCAUAAAAGGGUAAAACUUACCUUGACUAUGUCAAAACCUGCUGUAGCAAAUGUUUUCCCAGUACCCUCACCAUCUGCUCUGGAUUUAAACCACGGUGGAACACGAAAAUCUUGGAGCAAGAAGGACUUACUAUUAACAUCAAGAGUGACAUAGACUACUACACAAGACAUUCCCCAUCCUAAAUUUUUUAUUUUUUCCAGUGAAUUAGUUUUCCUUGCCAUAAUCCCUAGAUGUCAACAAAUCUGUACAUAUGUGUGAUUUUACUGAGAAGUAUUCUGUUGUGUAUUACCAUUGUUUAAUAAGAACAUUCACCGUGACGUUAUUUCCAUUAUUUAACGUUUAUAACCGAUUUGGGGUUUUAGUUAAACUUUGAGAGAUCAUUAGGUCUCACAGGAGCUUAUUAUCAUCAUUACAUUUUCCAUAUGCUUAAAGCAAUAAUCUUUACUGGCCAAAUCUCAAUUUACUUAAAUUAUACAGGCUAGAAAUUAAGUGGUUGCAAGUGACGUCAUGUCCUAAUACCACUCAGUAGCUUCUCUAUUCCUUACUUCUAAAAUAUCUCAACUGAAAAGGUAAACAUUCAAAAAUGAAUGCUAUUCAUAUGGCAUAUGUAAAAAAAAAUACAUAUCAAACAUGCACAACAUCCAUAAGAUGUUUCCCUUCAUGAUGCACAUUCUCAGUUUCUCCACAUCAACAGUCUAGUUCAGGGCUGACCAACCUGCGGCUCUCCAGCUGUUGUAAAACUACAAUUCCCACAAUGCCCUGCUGUAAGCAGUCUCUGCAUGCUGGGAGUUGUAGUUUUGCAACAUCUGGUGAGCCGCAGGUUGGCCAUCCCUGGUCUAGUUAAAGAGUUGACUGCUUUUUAAAAUACAUUUUUACUAGGGAGAACCCCCCAAAAUAAUGAAUUAAGUAUACUCCAGGAACAACCAGUGAUCAGUUAUGAUCAGGGAGAGAAUUCAGCAAAAAGUCUUCAAUUUCCCUGAAGCACCACCACAGGCCAAAUGAAGUAUUACAUUGUGCCGCCAUAAAUCAAUACACUGUGUAAUACCUGGACAUGAGGGGUCCUCCUAAGAGAACAAAGCUCUUGGUAACAGUUCUCUACAUGGCUUAUUUUAUGGACAUCUCACGGAUGAUUGUCACCUCUUUUCAGAUAGAAUGCCAUAAUAGGGAUUGUUUUUCUAAACUGAAGUACCCUAUUACUUUUCACAAUUUUAAGCACCUUACUCCAGAGUAAGACAUUUCUAAAUUUCCUAUAGAAUUAUAUGAUAGUAGUACAAAACCAUUCAAAGCAUAGCCUAAUAUUAUCUGACCGAAAAAAGUUACAACUGUAAGAAACAUUCCUUUUCCACCUUUCACAAAGCCUUUUUCAUACUGCAUUUCACAAUUGUACAGUUUUCACUUUUGUAAAAAACACUGUGAUUUUAGUGUUUUCGGACGCUUUGUAUUUUUUUUGUGAUAUCAUUUUAAAUCUGGUAGCUGUGAAAUGGAUAUGACUUGCAGAACCUUAUUUUUUAUGUCAACGGAAAGAAAAGCAAACUUGUGCCCUGUGUGUUGUAAAUUUUUGUUUUAUGAUGGAGUUUCGUAUUUAUGCCAUUAUAAUAACAUAUAUGACAGGGAUAUAAAAUAAUGAUAUUCCUUUACAUGGUGAUGCCAUUUUUGGUGACUCUACAGUUGUGUUUGGAAGAUCAAUUAGGUUUAGAUAACAGGGCCUAUCCAAAUUGCUAGGAAAUUACAUAGUAAUUAAUACUUUGGGAGGUCAGUUCCUCAUGGGAGGUGCCAAUCUGCACAGGGCUUAAACUCUCCCCAGAGACGCAGCCAUGAUAACAAAGAAAAGCGAAACUGUCCUUAGGCUAUGUUAUCCUUUUUGAUAUGAGUUGUAUAGUGAAAUGGCCCUAUUAUGGGGCCCCUUCUCCUCAAUCCCAUAUUAUGGAUUUUCCAAAAACACAGAGGGAAUAUCCUUCAUUUUGCUUUAUUAUACAGUCGACAUACACCUGGCCUCAGUUUGCUUUUCUGAACGAAUGAAUGUAAAAGAGGCAUGUAAUAUAAGGAAGGUCAUAGUGUUGUCUUAUAUGGUGGUUCAUCUGAAUAAUUUGGUGUUUUUCAGCAGAUCUUUGUAAAAUUUAUAUUAUUCAAAUGUACAGAUUAAAUGAAUAUGUUUUGAAGUGUUUUGCACAAUGACUUCUAUAUAAGUGUUUUAAAAGACAUCUUCUACACAGGAGAU
This is a messenger RNA of Bufo gargarizans (Asiatic toad), 3463 nucleotides long. It is a transcript of the gene HLF, whose product is annotated as HLF transcription factor, PAR bZIP family member. Gene Ontology annotation, cellular component: nucleus. Gene Ontology annotation, biological process: regulation of transcription by RNA polymerase II. Gene Ontology annotation, molecular function: RNA polymerase II cis-regulatory region sequence-specific DNA binding; DNA-binding transcription factor activity, RNA polymerase II-specific. Bases 151 to 1041 code for a protein of 296 amino acids. Lineage: Eukaryota; Metazoa; Chordata; Amphibia; Anura; Bufonidae. The transcript is spliced from 4 exons. The record is from RefSeq and is a predicted model, not a curated record.